AUGGUUGAGUUAUGGAGUUGCAUAGUAUGUGGUGCAGAUCAGAUCGACAAACAAACGAGCAUUGUGAAUGUGGGAGUGAUUCUUGAUUCGAGCAGUUGGGUUGGGAAGAUGGGUUUAAGUUGCAUCAAUCUCUCCCUAUCCGAUUUCUAUUCUUCUCAUCCUCAUUACAACACCAAAAUCCUCCUUCAUAUCAUUGACUCUAAGGAUGAUCUUUUGCUCGCAGCUUCUCAAGCAUUGGAGCUAAUAGAGAAGAGUGAAGUGAAAGCCAUCUUAGGGCCAGAAAGUUCGUUCCAGGCUCCUUACAUUAUCCAACUAAGUGAAAAAUUUAAGGUGCCAUUAAUCUCGUUUGCACCACCACCACCACCACCCUCCACUUUCUCUUACCUAACUUCUCCAUAUUUGUUACGAGCCUACAACCAUUUCUCACAAAUUUAUGCCAUUCGCGACAUCAUUAAAACUUUUGAAUGGAAGCAAAUUGUUACCAUUUACCAAGAUGAUGAAUUUGGAAAGUCGGUUGUUCUAGAUCUGAUCCACGCUUUACAGGAAGAGGAAGUAAACACUCAUGUUUACCGAAUCAACCCAGGAGCUUCGGUCGACGAAAUUAGAGAAGAGCUUGAAAUGUUGAAAAAUAAGGAGCAGGCAACAAUUUUCAUUGUACACAUGGUUCACAGCUUGGCCUCUCAUGUAUUCACCACAGCCAAUGAAAUUGGAAUAACCAGGAAAGGCUAUGCUUGGAUUCUCGCUGACGCCAUUACAAGUUCCUUAAAUUCUAUAAAUUAUUCAACUCUCAGAUCAAUGCAGGGAUUUUUAGGAGUAAAACCCUUUGUCCCCAAGACAAUCGAACUCGACAACUUCACCAUUAGAUGGAGAAAGAAAUUUCUACAAGAAAAUCCAAACCUAAUCCAAUAUUACCCAAACCCAGAUGUUUUCGGCCUGUGGGCUUACGAUUCCACUUGGGCUCUAGCCAUAGCGGCCGAAAGGAACGUCGUUUCUGGGAUACCUCAAAAUGGUACGACAUUCAUGGAGUCCCUGUCGAUGGUAAGAUUCAAAGGUCUGAGUGGGGAGUUUAGUUUUGGUCAAUCUAAAGCCCAACCACCAUAUUAUCAGUCGUCACAGAAUUUGCAAAUAGUAAAUGUAAUUGGAGAUGGAGAUAUUAGUACGGUUGGAUAUUGGACUCCUAAAAUGAACCUCACCGGAGAAUAUAAUCGGAAUGUUACAUUAAGACCCAUUAUUUGGCCUGGAUACUCCAUUCAACAGCCUACUGGAUGGAUUCCAUUUAAUCCAAUGAACAGACUGAAAAUAGGAGUUCCAAUGUUGAAAAGGGAUAAGAAGUAUAUGGCUUAUUCCUUCAUGAGUAACCACAGCAUCGUCGAUUACUGUUUAAAAAUCUUCGAGGUGGCUGCUAAAAAGCUUCCAUAUGCUAUUACAUAUGAUUUUUUUUACUUCGACGGCCCAUACGACGACUUGAUACUAUCAGUGUACAGACGGAAAUAUGAUGCAGCUGUUGGAGACAUAACAAUAUUAGCAAACAGAUCUAUGUUUGUAGACUUUUCUCUACCAUUUACCGAAGCUGGAGUUGCCGUGAUCGUUCCUGUAAUUAGAGACGACUUGGUGGAUCCUGGGUGGUUGUUCUUAAAGCCUUUAAGUUUGAAACUUUGGAUCACAAGCUUCAGUUUCUUUGUUUUCUUGGGCUUCGUGGUUUGGAUUUUAGAACAUGAAAACAAUGAAGACUUUUGUUGUGGCCCUAUAUGGCAUCAAAUCGCCACCGGUCUCUGGGGAGAAAUUAACGAGCAAUUUAUCAAGGAUGGUGGUGGUGAUAUGGUUCUUCGUGGUGUUCGUCCUAGCACAGAGCUACACAGCAAGCUUAACGUCAUGGUUUUAGGCAUACAACACUUGGUACCCUACGACACAUUAGAGCAACUCAAUGACCUCUUAACUAAAGGAAGCCGAAAAGGCGGUGUUGAUGCUGCCAUUGAUGAGAUCCCUUACAUGAAGCUUUUUCUUGGAAUAUAUGGUGGUAACUAUACCAUGACCGUUUCUCAAUACAGUACUGGUGGUUCUGGAUUUGCUUUCCCACUAGGUUCAACUUUGGUAGAUGAUAUAUCGAAGGCAUUGUUGAAUAUGACUCAGGUUGACAAAGAAAUAAAAGCAAUAGACAAGACAUGGUUUGGAAAUGACGAAAUUAAAAAAUUUAGUAGUAGUGAUGACUCAUAUACUUCUUCAAGCAUUGACCUUAGUUACUUUAAGAGCUUAUUCAUCAUCACUGCUUCUGCAACUAUUUUGGCCCUUACUCUUUAUUUAUUUCGUUACUCCUUUGACCUGACCACCAUAUGGACAAGGAUUAUCGCCACAGUCACUUACCAAAUUAACAUAGAACCACCGGUAGCAGCGAUAGAAGAGGAGGAGGCCUCUCCGAAUACCGAAUAA
Messenger RNA from Cucumis melo (muskmelon), 2427 nucleotides. Its product is annotated as glutamate receptor 2.2-like. The transcript is spliced from 7 exons. Gene Ontology annotation, cellular component: plasma membrane. NCBI's taxonomy places the organism in Eukaryota, Viridiplantae, Streptophyta, Magnoliopsida, Cucurbitales, Cucurbitaceae. The record is from RefSeq and is a predicted model, not a curated record. Gene Ontology annotation, molecular function: ligand-gated monoatomic ion channel activity; signaling receptor activity. The coding region runs from base 1 to 2427 and encodes 808 amino acids.